Molecule: messenger RNA, 174 nt
Organism: Heterobasidion irregulare TC 32-1
Lineage: Eukaryota; Fungi; Basidiomycota; Agaricomycetes; Russulales; Bondarzewiaceae
Exons: 2
Coding region: 1-174 (57 amino acids)
Source: RefSeq, a predicted model, not a curated record
AUGUGCAUAUAUACUAGAUUACUAACCCUAGUCUCCAAUAAGAGAACUAAGGGGGAAAAUAAGAAAACAAGUGAUUCCAAUAUGUGCAAGAGACUCUUCCAACAUACCCACUUAACUAAUGUAUCACAAGCCUAUUUCUUGUGUGAAAUGCUUGUACUUCUCAUAUGUAAGUAA